This is a messenger RNA of Populus nigra (black poplar), 633 nucleotides long. RefSeq names its product cypmaclein-like. Lineage: Eukaryota; Viridiplantae; Streptophyta; Magnoliopsida; Malpighiales; Salicaceae. The record is from RefSeq and is a predicted model, not a curated record. The transcript has 3 exons. Bases 60 to 335 code for a protein of 91 amino acids.
UUUUCUGUGUUUCUACUCUCUCUAUUUUGAAGCGUUUUCCUGUCCUAAGAAAGUUUGAAAUGGUCAGUGCCAAGACAACAUUUAUCUUGGCAAUACUUUGCCUGGCCCUAAUGCAUGAGCUUCAGAUCCGUACUGUUGAGGCUGGGAAAAUAAAUUGCAAGUCCAAGUGUGAAUACAGGUGCAGCAAGGCAUCGAGGCACAAAAUGUGCAUAAGGGCUUGCAACACCUGCUGUCAGAGGUGCAAUUGCGUUCCACCUGGAACUUCUGGUAACGAAGAUACCUGCCCUUGCUAUGCCAACAUGACCACCCAUGGGGGUAGACACAAGUGCCCCUGAAUCAAUUCAUAUUCUUGCAGACCUGGCUAAUCAAUAUCUAUGAUAAGCACAGGUUACGAAUUUAUUAUGAAUAGUAGAAGAAAAAAACUUGGAGAACACAAAAGAGGAUUUCUAGUUCAGUUCUUUAUUGAUGCAUAUAUUUAGUUUUCCAAGAAGGGACAAGUCUUAGACAAAGAUCCCAUGUUGUUCUUUAAAUUUGGUUUCUGUUAUCUUCUGCUUCCAGUAUCUCCAGUCCAGUCCGUACUCUAUACUCGGUUAUAUCUACUAAGGUAAUAACAUGAUCCUAUUACUUGGUUUC